GAUUCUUCAAUCUGUGAAUCUACAAAGCCCACGUUUUCCGGAGUCACAGUUCCACGUUACGAAACCACACCCACCAAAAGAAUGGCGUCCACCGCUCCUCCGCCGACGAUUUUUCGCGCUAGUCCGCUGUUUCAGCCGGCGAGAGCGGCUCGCAUCUCACUGCCGUCCUCCGUCGGGGCAUCGUUGGCCAAUCGGGCAUCAAUAGCCGGCAGGACGGCAGCGAAGAAGAAGAAGAAGGGGAGGAGCCUGACGGUGGUUGCGGCGGUCGGAGACGUCUCGGCCGAUGGCACGACAUACCUGAUUGCCGGCGCGGCCGUGGUGGCUCUGGUCGGGACCGCGUUCCCCAUUCUCUUCUCCCGCAAGGACACGUGUCCCGAAUGCGACGGCGCCGGCUUCGUCCGGCAAUCGGCGGCAACAUUGAGAGCCAACGCGGCGAGGAAGGACCAAUCUCAGAUCGUGUGCCAACGUUGCAACGGCCUCGGCAAGCUCAACCAAAUCGACAAAUGAGCGGAGAGAUUUCUAAGAUUUGUGCUUCUGCGGGUAAUACUGCAAUCACCAUAUUCGGAACAAGACAUACUUUCUAGCCGUAAUACUCUACAUCAGGAAGUAGAGUAUAGCCGUAAUUACUAUAUUC
Messenger RNA from Rhodamnia argentea, 634 nucleotides. RefSeq lists its product as uncharacterized. NCBI's taxonomy places the organism in Eukaryota, Viridiplantae, Streptophyta, Magnoliopsida, Myrtales, Myrtaceae. The transcript has 2 exons. The record is from RefSeq and is a predicted model, not a curated record. Bases 82 to 507 code for a protein of 141 amino acids. Gene Ontology annotation, cellular component: chloroplast thylakoid membrane.